Messenger RNA from Sciurus carolinensis (gray squirrel), 1568 nucleotides. RefSeq names its product proline and glutamate rich with coiled coil 1 (gene Percc1). The record is from RefSeq and is a predicted model, not a curated record. Bases 151 to 954 code for a protein of 267 amino acids. The transcript has 2 exons. Lineage: Eukaryota; Metazoa; Chordata; Mammalia; Rodentia; Sciuridae.
GAUCACCUCACGUGGGUCUUCUCUUCAGUGGCAGAGGAAGGGCUGAGGUUCCAGCGUUCAUGGCCUCACCUGGGACUUGAGUUCACCUGGGCUCAGUUGGGCCCCACCUGCAGCUCCAGAGGCCCCAGAAGCCCAGGUGGCUGAAAGGACAUGGCUGCUGGUGUGAUCCGGCCUCUCUAUGGCUUCCGACUGCCCCUGCAGUCCCACCAGCCCUUCCUGCCCUCAGACCAGGAGCCCCUUGAAACUUCAGAGGAGGAGGAGGAAGACGAGGAGGAGGAGGAGGAGGAGGACAAUGAUGACGGGGAGCCCAAGGAGCUGGAGGGUGAGGGGACCCCUCAGCACUCAGGGGUGGCUGCCCAGGGUCCCAGCAGCCCGGAGACUCCACUGCGGCUGCUGCGCUUCUCGGAGCUCAUCAGUGGUGACAUCCAGCGGUACUUUGGUCGCAAGGACAAGGCACAGGACCCGGAUGUCUGUGACAUCUAUGAGGGUGGCCGCCUGGCCAGCCACUCAGCCCGGGAGCUGUACUAUGCUGACCUGGUGCAUCUGGCUCAGGGCAGGGACCCAGAGGAUGAGGAGGCCACUGAGCCUGGGGCCCACGUGCCCAGGGGAUCUGAGGGGCAGGCAUGCAGGUCAGGCUUUAGCGAGGACCGGCUGCUGCCCCUGGGACCCCUGGCUGAGCUCUUUGACUACGGGCUGCGGCAGUUCCUGGGGCCCCGGGCAUCAGUCGGCCACAGACUGAGGCUAGAGCAGAAAUACAGCCACAUCACCCCCAUGACCCAGAGGAAGCUGCCGCCGUCCUUCUGGAAGGAGCCGGCGCCCAGUGCCCUGGGCCUUCUCCACCCUGGCACACCAGACUUCAGCGACCUGCUGGCCAGCUGGUCAUCGGAGGCUGGCCCUGAGCUGCAGGGUGGGGGUGCUCAGGCGCUGGGGGGGACACAGCUGACCGAAGCCUAGAGAGUGGGCAAGGUCCGGACUGUGCUGGGGGCAGCAGAGCCUCCUCCUCCCCGCUGCUGCCUGGGUUCCCUCCUUCCAGGCAGCCACAACCUGGGAGCCCAUCUCAGGCAAGGCCUUUCCAGGCCCUGGGAGGGUCUGCUCUUGUCCUGAGGCCUAUGGCUGCUACUGCCAGGCUCGCCAGGACUGGCCAGGGGGCAGGACUAGUGGGGGUGUCCAGACUUAACCAGCCCCUGGUCUCAGCCCCCAGAAACACCCGACUGUGCACGGGGGCCCUCAGGGCUCUGCCCACAGAAGGGAGAGCCUGGUCAGGAGCUGUGGUUCCCUGAAGCCGUGGGCUAGGGGCACCUACACACGUGCCCCUCUAGGGAAACCAGUCACUGCGAGGCCAUCCCGAGACUCAUGUCAGUGGUAAGGGCCAGCCCUCCCAGCAGCCCCACGGGGCCAGAGCUGAUGGUCCCUGGUGUAACCAGGGCCAGGGACUCAGGAUGAGCCCGAGUGUUCUUGGAGAGGCAGGAAGAGGAGCCUGACUAUGUAAGCAAACAUGGCUGUGUACUCCCCGGAUUAGUGCUGAGAAGCUGCUUCCUCUGCCAGCACUCUGGUAUGACAGGUCAGCU